Molecule: messenger RNA, 3093 nt
Organism: Diorhabda sublineata
Lineage: Eukaryota; Metazoa; Arthropoda; Insecta; Coleoptera; Chrysomelidae
Gene: Nprl3
Product: GATOR complex protein NPRL3
Exons: 8
Coding region: 172-1887 (571 amino acids)
Biological process (GO): cellular response to amino acid starvation; TORC1 signaling; positive regulation of autophagy
Cellular component (GO): GATOR1 complex
Source: RefSeq, a predicted model, not a curated record
AUGGUUGAUUACGUGCUACUACCAGUCAGUGUAUUGAUUUACAUUUCGAAAAAUAUGCCUUGUGUAAUUAACUGACAUUGAUAUUAAAUUUGACAGAUAUGUUUUGUUAGGUUAUUUGAAUUUGUGGCAACAAAGAAUUUAGAGGGAUGCUGAUUUGAAAAAGUUGUAGGGAUGGAAGUUAGUCCUCUUUGUAUUAUAUUGGUUAAAUCUGAUAGUAAGGGUGACAGAUUAUUGUUUAGGUAUCCAUUUCAAAGUAAACUAAAUAAUGAACCCUCUAACACUAGAAGAAAAAAUCCUUAUACUCUCCCUGUAGUAGACGAUUUACUUCAUCGUAAUAACAAUCUUUUUUCAAAUAUAAACAAAGAAAAUUUGACCGGUUUCACCGAUGAAGUUCUUUCUUCACUUUUUGCGGUUAAAACUGAGUUGUAUAACAAAAAGUUUGAGUUAAAAGUAAACGAUGUUAGAUUCGUAAGUCAUCCUACCUUAUUACAAUUAAGGAAUAAGCGUGAAAAAGAGGAUGAAUCUGGAAUGUUAGUUAAUAUUGUUUUCGCGUUACAAGCAUUAGCUAGUCAUUCUGUAGUAAAAUGUUAUCAUGAUUUGAGUAAGAGAAUGGGUAUUGUUCUUAAAUACGAGGAAAAGAGAUGUGGUUACGUUUCGGAUCAAACUCAAUUAAUGACUACUGCUCACGAUGAUGGAUUUACUAAUACCCCAAGUAAUGCUUUUACUUUGAUAUUAGAAAAAUGUUCUUUAGCUGCUAAUAUUAAGAAAAUGUACGACGAUCUAUGUUCAACGGGGCUUGUUAGUUUAAGAAUAAACAAAUGGAUUCCUCUAAGUUUUUGUUUACCACAAAAAGUGCAUCAAUGGCAUAUGAGAGGGAAGAUUGUAGAACCGGGGGAUAUUGACAGAUGUCUAAAUGCACUAAGACCUUAUCAUAGUUUAUUAUUACUGCAUCCUUUAAAUCAAAUGAACGAUUUUACAUCAUUGGAUGGUUCACCUUCUCUAAACAGAAUGCUUUCUCAAUAUUCACCUCUAAAAAAUUUACAAACCCUUGCAGCUGAUUCUGAUUUAACAUUAACACAUGUUUUUGAACUAACCUCUCAUUUAGUAUAUUGGGCAAAAGCAACGGUUAUAUUCCCGAUAUGUUCUACUAAUAAAUACGUUAUAUCUCCAAAUGCUCCGAUACAUUUGAACUCGCCAUUAAUAGAUAAAUUUAAAGAAGCUUUUCCAGGUUUGAAUUUGAUACGUUGUAUAGGUGAAUUUUCCCUUCCGACGUCUUUGGGACAAAAGUGUAACCCUUUAUGUCACCCUUCUCAGCAAUCACAACUAGUACAAACUAUUAUUUGGAUGUUACAACAACAUUUAUUGUUGCAGCUGCAUACUUAUAUUCAGUACAUGCCUACAGAUAACGGAUUGCUUAUAAAUAAAGUGGAUGCUGUUAAAAAACAUUUACCGUCACCUAGAAGCAGCACUGUUCUUUCUAAUUAUCAAACAGCUGAUAGGACUGAGUCAGAAAGUGGGGCUUCAACAAUUUCUGAAGCAACAGAAAUUACGUCUAGUAGAAACGCUUAUUUAUUAGAGAAUAUGAGUUUCACUUCGACAGAAGAUGAUAAACAGGAUUAUCAAGAGGAAUUACUAUUGGACUUUCCAGAUGAAGAAAGAAGUUCGAUUUUUAAGAUCCCUGCGACGAAUACCCCGGAAGAUCUGAAAUUAUUCGCCCGGUUAUGUAGAAAGGAAUAUUUCCAAGGAAACCACCACGUGGAGGAGAUUAUGUACCUGGAGAAUCUGCGGAGGAGUCAGUUGUUGCAAUUGUUGGAUAAAUUUAGGGACGUUUUGAUAACUUAUGAAACUGAAGAUCCAGCUAUAGCCAUGUUUUCCUGCUCAUCAUAGCAGAUUUUCGAAAUUUCCAUUAUUCCAUUUCGUACCGUAAAUUAUUCAACGGAAUUUGGAAUUUUCGAGCUUUAUUUUAAUAAUGGAACAAUCAGAGCUGGUAUUUAUAUACAGAGUAAUUAAUUAUUCUACAAAAUAAACUGUUCUAUCCUAUCCAUGUUCGAAUACUAAUGCAAAACAUACGAAUGUUUAAAAAAUCAUAUCUACCAAACUAAUGACUGGAUUAAGUUGAAAUUCUAGAGUAGUCUUACUCAAGAUAAGGUUCAACAGGAAAAAAAUUAACAAGUCGCUAACUCAACCAUUUUUGAGAAUACGUUUCCACAAACAUGACAAAUAACGUACACACGGGUUUAGGGUCAAAACCAGAACUUGACUAAAACUACUAUAUAAAUAAUCUCACUCGGAAUGUACGAAAUAGAAUAAUUCUACGGUUGAUGCUAUUACCCCAAUUUAUGUAAGGGUUAAAAUAAUAACAAUUUCUUAAAAAAAAUUUAUUUCCCACUAUUAAAAUUUUUUUACAAUAUGCAAAUCACGUUUUUAAUAAUACUGAUCUAUUAUUUCAAGCUUCACACGCAGUGUCUUUGAUUGCAUCAUCGAUUUUAAUUCUCAUUAUUCUAUAAUUGAUUUGAUUCGGAUCUAAUUGUUUGUAAAUAAAAAUUGGCAUUCGAUCCGAUAGAAUCCAGAGAUUCCUUUCGGCAUCGAUCUGAAAAUAAAACUUCAUUAUAUUAAAUUUCCAAUAAAAAAAAAUCGAUUCUAUUACCGAAAUAUCGUUAGUGAAAAUCAAUUUUUCAUGAUCUUGAACUAUCAAUGGAAAAUUAUCAGGUUCGAGUUUAGUUCUGGGGUUCCAGCAGGCUAUACCAUCUCUUUGUAGCUGCGUUAUGAAUAAAACGUUGGUUUUCACAUCGAAAUCUGAUGAUGAAGAUUGUCCUUUAUCAUCUUUGAUACCUUCCAACUAAAUUAAGGAGAAAAAUUAUGAAUUAUUUGAUCGAAUUCCACGAUUCUCAAAUGUGCGCCCCUGAUUAAUGCAGUAGAUGGAAGGGAAAAAAAAUUGUCGAUGAAACUUCACGAUUCUUAAGUACGUGUUUAGAUGUAGUAUAAUUGGAAAAAAAAAAUUAUGAGUGUUAAGUACGUCUCGGUUUACGAUUCCUAAGUACGCCCCUGAUCAGGAACAAUAGAAUUUAAAAAAAUGAAUUAUUUGAUGAAAUU